Messenger RNA from Myripristis murdjan (pinecone soldierfish), 3251 nucleotides. RefSeq names its product cortexin-1-like. NCBI's taxonomy places the organism in Eukaryota, Metazoa, Chordata, Actinopteri, Holocentriformes, Holocentridae. The record is from RefSeq and is a predicted model, not a curated record. Bases 1647 to 2027 code for a protein of 126 amino acids. The transcript has 2 exons.
GACGCGCAGCAGCAGCGGCGGAGGGGAGCGCAGCGCAUCACAGCCACAGAAAGUUUGAGAGCUGCAGCUGUCCGCUGGAAAAGGACACAACCUACUGAAUGUGCAAUCAGGCGGUGAAGACAAACAGCCUGAAGAGUUAACAGGAGCUGAGGUGACUCACUCGUGGCUCCUCUGAAGACGACAACUCUGUCCAAGUCUCACUGUCGGGCCCGCUGAAGACUGCUGGAAAAGCAGCACCGAGCCACUCUCUCUCGUCACUAGACUGCGCUCUCUGUGCAAGGCGACGCCGACUGCAGGCAGUUUUCAUUAAGAGCUGACAACUUACAAUAACUUGACACGACAAAAACACAGGACUCAACUUGCUGGACAACUCACCUUCUCAAUACCCUCUCACCUCAUUUUUUUUCUACCUCUUGUUGCUUCUCCUCUUGUCAAAAGAGGCUAUUUUGGAAGAGCACGUCCCAAAGGGAGAUGGUAAAGUAAAGGAUUGAUUUGAACACUUGACAGCUCUGCAGAGUCUGACCCACUUACCACAGUCCAAGGCGGGCCGAGGGAAAACAGCUUAUUUAGCAGGCAACACCUGUGAGCCUUUAUACAUUCAGAGCCAUUGAUCCACUGACCUCCUGAUCUGACAUAUAUAUACACACACACACACACACACACACUCGCGCACACGUAUAGGUCCAAGCAGGCAGACACUCACUUGGUGCUGCAGGGCUCAGCAGAUGCUAUAAAUAGCCUUGUGUUUGUAACACUUUGGGUUUUGCUGUCAGUUCAUUGACACAACACCCGUCUCUUCUAGCCAAGCUGCGUUUCACACACUCACUCACACACACACACACACUCAGCGAUACCCACCUGGGUGUUAGAGGCCCAUCUGCACACAAUUAUCUCCCAUAGAGAACACUGACCUCCACUGUGAUUAGUCGGCUGGUGUUUAGAGUUGCACGCAUGUGGGCCGGUGUAUCUCUGCACGUGUGUGUGUGUUGGUGCUAGCAGGUGGCAGUGUCAUGUCCUAUCUGCUCUGACUAAGACUGAGAAUGAAACCUGAUGUGGCAGAUUGGCUCCAAUAAAUACGCAUAGCAUUAGCUGCCUAAGGGCUGGCCACUUUAUCGGACCGCUUAGUCGGCUGCUCAAAAUGCGUGACGCCGAAAAGUAACGCGUAUAAAUCGAAAGGUGUGUGUGCCUGGGUGUGUCUAUCACGUUGUCAGAGCAGAUUAGGGCCAGGCCUGUCUUGGUGAUGUCACGUUGGGUGACCUAGAUCUGAAAAAAUAAAUUAGCCGGCCUUGGAAGUUGUAUGCGCAAGAUUUGUCCCUGAUGAGAAAACACACUGCCGAGGCAAAUAACAUCACAGUCUCUCCACUGGGGAUUGUGCUCUUGUCUUCUUAUUUGCUCUACCUACCUACCUACAUACUUUCCUACCUUCUUGCGUAGGCCAGUCGCUCUGUAAGGAUCGAAAUCCAUCAGCGGCGCUUCUCCCAAGAAACAGGGUCUUAGAGUCUUAAGCACUUUCCAAACUGCUCUUUGUAUUUCCACCUCAUCGCUCCCGCUCAGUCAGCGCGUAUGCUAAUAAUACAUCAACUCCUCUCUGGGUUCUUGUCCGCUUAGCCAAACUCCCAAACACCAGUUGUGUCCCAGCACGCCUCAUGAACAGCUUCCCUUCCUUUUCCGCACCUCCACCCACCACACCAACCAUCCAGUCAGUGUGCAAGCCUUGCCUUCGGGCCCCGUGGAGGAUGAACGAUGCCCCCACCUUGGACUAUGAGUUGCUGCUGUCCCCGGCGGGGUCCUCUCUGCCUGGGAGCCCCGGCGGCGGCAGCAGCAGUCCUCCCCUGGCCCUGGGUGGGGUGGACGCUGAGCAGCGCACUGCCUUGGCCUUUGUAGGUCUCCUCAUGCUCUUCCUGGUCUUCCUGCUGGUCAGGUGCUUCAGGAUCCUGCUGGACCCCUACAGCCGUAUGCCUGCAUCAUCCUGGACCGACCACAAGGAGGGGCUAGAGAGGGGCCAGUUUGAUUAUGCACUGGUAUAGGGCGAAGGUUGAAGUGGGGGCAUAGAAGGGAAGGUUUAAUUGCACACUGGUGUGUAUCUGAACAUGGGAGGAUGGUUUUGACCAUUUUAAUUGGACAAUAAUGAGGCAUGAAAAAUGUACAAAGAGAAUGCACUGUAAGAGGUGUGGAGGUUGGCGUAAGCCUGGUUAAAUAUGCCCGUAUUAGAGUCUGUUUACUGGUGUAAAUAUGAGAACCCUUUCAAAUUACAACAGCAGACCAAUGGAACACCGGAGCCACACACUCACCCAAACCCAAAUAUAGGACCAUGACGGAGAAAGAGAGAGGGAAAAAGAGGAUCCGAUCGAGCUGCACAGCUGCCUUAACCCGAUCUUUGUACUAGUCUAACAUGCAACCGCAUCACUCCAUCACUUCCAGGGCUAGGUUUUCCAAAUUUCCAGAGCUUUUACAUGGUAAAACACUCACAGAAUGAUUUUGGGAAACCCAUCUUCAGUCAUGAUCUAAUUAAUGAUAUCUGAUGUACAUUGUUGACUAGCACACCCAACAUGCAGAGCAAGAAAAUACAGGCAGAUCUUAAAUGAUGGUGUUUACACAUGAGCAGCUGCCCCUUUAAGAUACCAGGGUCCAUUAUGAAGCAUCGCAGAGAGAAGUGCUAACCGAGGAGAGCAAAUCCUCAAUUUGUAUUCGAUUUCUGAGAGUGAUCCUCGAGCAGCACUCCAGCUCCAGAUGCUUCAUGAAGGCCCAGGCAGGUAGUUUGUGUCUCCAUAAAAUCUUGUUAGCGUGUGUUUUGUGUGUUUUAACUGUGUCUAUGUAUAACUCAGAAGCCAUAUCUAAACUAUAUAAUCUCUUAUUAAUGCAAGUAGACUAGUAGUUUGGUUGCCCUCUUUGCUUUAGUCAACCUGCCAAGUGUGGUGAUGAUGUUGUGUGUACCGUUUAAACUGCAACUUCUAGUGAUGGAAAAGGGAAAAAAAGCUUUAUUUUUCUAUUCUUGACUCAAGUUUGGGAGUCCCCUUUUUGCUAUUGUUCUCAGUGUCCCCCCUCUUAUUGUAUCUCUGAGUCAGUCUUAUUUUUGGACUGUGGAUUUUUGAGGUAGUCAUGCAGCCAAGUACUGGGAGGCCACACUGGGAGGCAAAGCAGGUAUAGCUUUGCUUUUUGUGUUUUGUAAGUAGAUAUUUUUCUGACUAUCUGCUUUGUUUUUGCUAUGCUGGGUUGAAUCAGUGACAAUAAAAGAUUUUCUUCUUCAAUUA